Messenger RNA from Cynara cardunculus var. scolymus (artichoke), 1137 nucleotides. Its product is annotated as ethylene-responsive transcription factor-like protein At4g13040. Gene Ontology annotation, biological process: regulation of DNA-templated transcription. The record is from RefSeq and is a predicted model, not a curated record. Bases 238 to 915 code for a protein of 225 amino acids. The transcript is spliced from 8 exons. Gene Ontology annotation, molecular function: DNA binding; DNA-binding transcription factor activity. Lineage: Eukaryota; Viridiplantae; Streptophyta; Magnoliopsida; Asterales; Asteraceae.
AUCUCUCUCUCUCUCUAUUAUAUACCUAUAUAGAUAUAUCUAUAUCUCAACUUUCUCUCUCCAACCUCACCACCUUGCCUUUGUAAUCCUAUUCACUACCAUCCAGAUCAAAACCCCAGUUGAUUUUGUGACCUCUCUCUUGGUUUAUGCGCAGUUUUCAUCACCUUCUCAGGACCUGGUUUAUAGAAUACAAUCUUGGCUCAUGUGAAAACUUUAUUAGCUUUGCUGUAGGAAGCUAUGGUGAGCAUUCGUCGACAGAGACUGAUUAAGCUUUAUGGGCGAGGUCCUUCUCUAGAUUUUCUAUCAUGUGAAAAUGGGCAAACUUCUGGUAAUUGGGCACAGAACACCAGACAAGUUAGCAUGCAUCCAACACCUUCGGUUGACAUUGACCAAUCUAUAGAGGAGAAAGCGAAAUAUGAAGAACCCGAAUCUUCAAAUGUCAAUGAAUCGAGCUCAUCUAACAAGCAGCCAAUUCAGCAUCCAGUGUUCAAAAGGCGAAAAAGACACCGAAGAAAGCAUUUUGAGAAUCAAGAACCUUGCAUAAUGAGAGGGGUAUACUACAAAAACAUGAAAUGGCAAGCUGCCAUUAAAGUUGACAAGAAACAGAUCCAUUUAGGCACAGUUGGCUCUCAAGAAGAAGCUGCUCGGUUGUACGACAGGGCCGCUUUCAUGUGUGGUAGAGAACCCAACUUUGAGCUUACGGUUGAGGAGAAGGACGAACUCAGUAAACUGAGUUGGGACGAGUUCUUAACCAUGACUCGGUCUGCAAUCAACAGCAAAAAACAUCAGAGAAGGGUGACUUCGCGGAUGAAGUUCGAGCAUCCGUCACAGAACAACGGUGAGCGGAAAGCGAAGGUGGAUCGAGGAGGAAACAGCUUCUCGGCUUCUGAUGAUGCGGAGACAUCGGCCUCUUAAAGCUCGCAUUCGUCGGGUUUUUUUUAGUUAUUACUAUUAAUCAUAAAUUUAGCCAUUUUUAGCAAUUCUUAGGUUAUAAUGCUCAAAUGUUAUUGAAUGGUAUUUGAGGUUGGAAAUCACAUAUUCAAAUCCCCUCUGGUGCCCUAUCACAAAAUUAUAUGAUCAAAUCAUAUAAAGUCACAAAAUGUUACUUACACCAUAUCUGCCAUCCAUGAUUUCAAC